UCAAAGAAACCAGUCGUUAUCCCCAGAGUAGAUUUUGCUCGCCCCCUCAAAGUCCCACUGCCUUUCAUGAGAGCAUACAGCCAGGGACUACGGGCUCACGAAAUUUACGAAGAAGACUUCGUCGCAUUUCUGGACAAUUUGACUGUAGCCCAAGGGCCGCCUGCUCCUUUGACGAUGCUAAACACGGCCGGUAGCAUUGUAGGGCUCGUACCCAAUCAUUGGGCGCAACUGGCAGGAGGCAUAGCAAAUGUGACUGCUGGGCUGGGGACAGCUGCCACACGAAUAAUUCGGACGAAGGUGUUCUUGGACAAGGCCAACCGUGACUAUUUCGAGCCCAGAGGCCUCAAAGCGUCGAUAUGUAAAUCCAAAAGUCUGGCCGCCAAGUUGGGCUGUGGUGAGCAGCUCCCCGAACUCUCUUUACAAGACCGCCGAAUGCGAACUCUUGAGCCAUACAUCGCUCCUCUCACCUUUGAAGUUCCGCCUCCCAGCAAAGAGCGAAAUCUCGUUGACAGAAUGACCGAAAAACAAAUCGAGCGUGCGGUUAAGAAAAAAGACAAGCAGACGGAAAAGAAACGAGGCAAAGUCAGAGAAAGCAACCAAGACCAGCCGCGCGACGAAUCUAAAUAUGUUGAAUACUUAGAUGGCAGCCUCAAUGACAAAAAGGUACUCAAGAUGGAAAAGCGGUAUAACAAGAGGCAACGAAAAAUGGAAAAGGUCGAGAGGAAGGCCGCCGAGAAAUUGGAAGGGACAGGGCCAUUGGAGUCCAAAGAAAUCAAGAGGAAGAAAGAGAAGAAAAUCAGGAAAGCCGAGAAAAAGUGCCAGAGACUGGAUGGGCACGAGGAAAAGGCUAUUUCAACAGCUGCAGAGAAAAGGAGCAAGAGUCAUGCAAAAGACAGGAAGAAGGCAGAGAAGAUUGAGUUUUUAUUGAUAGAGUCUUGGACGGACUAG
Molecule: messenger RNA, 948 nt
Organism: Colletotrichum phormii
Lineage: Eukaryota; Fungi; Ascomycota; Sordariomycetes; Glomerellales; Glomerellaceae
Exons: 3
Source: RefSeq, a predicted model, not a curated record